Messenger RNA from Sphaerodactylus townsendi, 2064 nucleotides. Its product is annotated as complement C4-A-like. The annotation marks the transcript as partial. Gene Ontology annotation, molecular function: endopeptidase inhibitor activity. Lineage: Eukaryota; Metazoa; Chordata; Lepidosauria; Squamata; Sphaerodactylidae. Gene Ontology annotation, cellular component: extracellular region. Gene Ontology annotation, biological process: complement activation. The transcript is spliced from 15 exons. The record is from RefSeq and is a predicted model, not a curated record.
UCAGUGCUUCCUAAUUUCGAGGUGACGAUCGUUCCAGAACGGAAAUAUAUCCUCGUUUCCGGACAGCGGGACUCCGAAUUGCAAAUCGAUAUUCAGGCUAAAUUUUUCUAUGGGAAGGGAGUCACUGGGACAGCCUACGUGAGAUUUGGCGUGAGUGAUGACGACGGAGAAAAAUCUUAUAUCCCAGGACUGGAGAAGCAAGUCUCGGUAACCGAUGGCCAUGGCUCAGCCUCCCUGAAACGCAGCCUCCUGUCGGAAAAACUGGGGCGUCCUUUGCGGGACUUAGUUGGAACCACGCUCUACAUCGCAGCCACUGUCAUAGAGGCAGCAAGUGGAGACCUGGAAGAGCAGGAACUUGCAUCUGUGAAAUUUGUGGAAUCUCCAUAUUUGCUGAGCAUGUCCAAGACCAUGCGGCAUUUUGUGCCUGGGGCACCGUUUGAAGUGCUGGUGACUGUUGUUUCACUUUCAGAUGGCACCCCCGCCCCCCACGUCCCAGUCCAUUUCUCUACCCAGAUAACUGGAGGGUCAUCCCCUGAUAAUGCUGCAAUCAACACUGACAACCAUGGGGUCGUGUUGCAUCGGAUCAACAUCCCCGCCGGAGCAACAACAGUCACUUUUAUGAUAAGAGCGGGGACAGAGUCUCCAGCAGAAGCCACACUGACCGCCACAGCCAUGAAUUCCCAACAAGGCAGAUACUUGAUUAUUGAUAGCCCGAAACACCAAGACUUGAGCCCGGGGGAGACCCUCAACCUGGGCCUGAAACAUAUUGGACCAGAUGACUUCUCCAGCUUCUACUACUUGAUUUUGAACAAAGGGGACGGUGUCCUCUGCCAACCAGCGUGCUUAGCCGGAUCGCUACUGUAUGGUUCCGAUCCAUCACCCAACUUAGUCGCAGCGUUUCGGUUUGUGGCCUUUUACCGCCUGGGAGAUAAAGUUGUGGCCAACUCCAUCUGGGUGGACGUAGUUGACACCUGCGAAGGAAAGCUGCGCCUCAGCACACCAGAGAAGGCCAAGCAGCACCGACCCCAGGAUGUCCUGAGACUCACCAUCACUACCGAUGACGACAGAUCUUCCGUCUCACUUGCUGCUGUGGACACGGCUGUUUAUGCCCUCAGUCGGAAAAAUCGCCUCACUCAGGGCAAGGUCUUCCAGGCUAUGGGAAGUUAUGAUCUAGGCUGCACAGCCGGCAGUGGGGAAGAUACCCUUGGCGUCUUUGCUGAUGCUGGAAUCUCCCUCCGUGUGGGCCAACUGGGCAGCCAGCUUCGAGAAGCCCACGGGUGCAAUGCAGACCGUUCCCGGAAGAAGCGUUCGUUACAGAUGCAAAUCCAACUCCAGGAGAGGCUUUCCAACUAUUCAUCCUCCAAGUUUCAGAGUUGCUGUCGGGAUGGCAUGGUGCUGAUUCCCAUGCUCCUCUCGUGUGACCAGCGUGCCAAGCGGAUCGAGGGAGAGUGCCGUAACGCCUUCCUUGACUGCUGCCGAUACGCCGCCGAACUACGCCGCAAAUCUGGGGGGAACCGGGGUCUUGCUCGGGCUGAAGAUCAAGAUGAGGAUGAGGAUUUCUUUGAUGAUGAAUUCAUUCAAGUCCGGAGCGUCUUCCCUGAGAGCUGGCUGUGGAAAACGGUCACUGGGGGGCAGACGCGGACGGAAACGGUGCUGCUUCCUGACUCCAUCACCACCUGGGAGCUCCUGGCAGUGAGCAUGUCGCCUGACAAAGGGAUCUGUGUCUCAGAACCUCUCCAAAUUAAAGUCUUCCAAGAGUUCCACAUCUCCCUGAGACUGCCGUACUCAGUGAAACGCUUUGAACAGAUCGAGCUCCGUCCAGUUCUGUACAAUUACCUGCCUGACACUAUCAAGGCCUUGGUAUAUCUGGAGCCUGCUGAGGGCAUCUGCUCUCCAUCCACUGUGGGCCCAGCAAGGAAGCAGCAGGUGGACGUGCCAGGGAACUCAGCGGUCCCAAUCCCAUUUGUACUGGUACCCAUGGGAGCAGCUAAUGUCCCCAUAACGGUUGUUGCCCAUGGUGGCUGGGGAGCUGGGGACAAGGUGACGAAGGUGCUACGGGUUGAG